AUGGCGACUGCUUGCACAGAAACUCAUGAAUCAUAUCAUGUCAGCUUAGAAGAGCUAUGUGCUCGAGCCGGGGUGGCUCAGUUCGGUGAUAUCGAAUCGGCAUGGGAUUAUGUUGAAGGAAGGGACCUAUUGGAUUUGGAUGUUGCGGCUUCAUGCUCGGCUCAACUGGAUUUCAUUGCAAAGUUCAAAUUGCAUUGGGCAUCUGCCUUGCCUCAUUCACUGGGCAUACCGGAGGAAUGGAAGCAAAUCGGAAGGCCAACUGCGUGGAAUCUGCAAACAUGGAUGCACUCAGCCGCUCUGAUGUCUUGGUUGCAGCCCAUCGAUGAACACACGACCACCCUCUCAGAGGCACAACUUGCCACCAAUCAUGAUGACCUUUCUUCAUUCGCUCCAGAUUUCUCACUUCGCGCACCCCAAUCCUCUGUUCCUCGAUCUGAAGACGACCAACCAUUCUCAAAAAAUUCUUUGUACACUCUACCAUUCUUCUUCGAAAUCGUUACAUAUCCAGGAGACGAGGAUAAUGCUACAUUUUCAAUCCCAAGUUUUUUUUUGUCGACUCCAGGCUGUGUGCUGGUUCCUAAGCUUCAAUUGGACUUCCCGCCGCCACUCCAGGGAGCCAGUGAAUGCCCAUCGGAGACAUUCGGGCUUCUGAUGGAUUCUUACAAUCCGUUUCCCUCUUCCAUAGAUCUCAUGAAGGCAACCCUUCUUGAGCCUGCACUUCUCGUAGGAAUGAAGGGGCCUUCUCCGUGGCCUUCGCACAUAUCUUCUCAUCCGGUGUCUUCCACAAUCCCUCCAACGUCGAUGGAUUUGAAAGUUCGUGAUCUCUCUCAAGUUAUUCAACCGAGCUUGGACACGCAUUUAUUAAAUUGGUGUCUCCGUUGCGAGCAAAAUGUUCAGGCCAAAGUUCCUCUCCCGUUUGUUUCUUCUUCCUCCCUACCCCCAUGCUUCAUGAUAUUUGGAAUACUGUACGAUGCCGACGGUCUGGUCAUCGUUGCUCACAUUCCAUAUCCAGCUGCAUCUCCAGCUAUGGCAACUACGUCCGAUUGCACCCUGUCCUAUGCGUAUCUGUCGUGUAUAGUCGAUCGCAUACCUAUGACCGGCGCGGAUCGACCUAGCUCACUGGAUGCAAGCACAGAAUCUCUGAUCCUUGCCAAUUUCAGGGCUGCUUUGGCUCUCUCCUCCCUACAAAGACAUGCCUUCAUGAUGCUUACGCUAUGGGAAAGGGUUGAAUGGCCCACCGCUAUUGUCGAUGUUUUUGCUGCCCUCAGUGGGAGCGGAAAAAGCGAAGACGGGAGUGGAAGCCAGUAUUAUGAUUACAGUGAAGAUAACGACAGCUGCACUGACGACAGGAUCGACGAGGAAGAAGAAGACGAUAGAUCACGCAAAAGCGCGGAUAUCGACCACGACCACGACCAUGACCACGACUAUGAUGAUGAUGGCGAUGGCGAUCCGAUUGAGAACAAGAGCAAGAGUAACAAAGGCGGGGCCCGCGACGACUAUGUUGGCGACGAAGAUGGAAGCAGAGAAAACGAAGACGGGGGUGGAAUCCAGGACUAUGGUUACAGUGAAGAUCAUGGUAAUAUCACUGAUGGCAGGAAUGAGGAGGAAGAAGACGGCAGAUCACACAAAAGUGUGGAUAUCGACCAUGACCAUGAUGUGACUAUUGGUCUUUACCAUGAAUAUAUCUGA
Molecule: messenger RNA, 1689 nt
Organism: Heterobasidion irregulare TC 32-1
Lineage: Eukaryota; Fungi; Basidiomycota; Agaricomycetes; Russulales; Bondarzewiaceae
Exons: 4
Coding region: 1-1689 (562 amino acids)
Source: RefSeq, a predicted model, not a curated record